This is a messenger RNA of Phytophthora nicotianae INRA-310, 255 nucleotides long. RefSeq lists its product as hypothetical. The transcript has a single exon. NCBI's taxonomy places the organism in Eukaryota, Oomycota, Peronosporomycetes, Peronosporales, Peronosporaceae. The record is from RefSeq and is a predicted model, not a curated record. The annotation marks the transcript as partial.
AUGCCGCCAACGUCGCCAAAAGUACAGCGUUACCAGUCGACAUCGCUGCUGUCGAGACUUUUCUUCUCGUACGCAGACGACACGAUGCAAAUUGGUAAUACGCGGCAACUGGAUCAGGACGACCUGCUGGAGCUAGUUGACGACAGUCGCUCGGGAGUCGCUUACACCAGCACUACCACCACCAAAAUCAGUCGAUCGUCCGAGCUAUCAUACACGGAUACAGGUGGAAAUUCCUACUCUGUGGGCUGGUAUCUU